UGCAGCCCUUUUCUCUCCUCCUCCUUCUCCUCCUCCCUCCUUUCUCCUCCCCUGCCUCCCUCCCUCCGCCCCGGCUAUCUUUGUCUGCCUCACAGCCGAGCCCUCUCCCAGCCCCGCCGCGGCGCUGGGCGUCAGCCCCCACAUGCGACAGCGGGGCCGGGGCUGCCACCUCCUGCCGGUGUGACCGAGCCGAGCCGGGCUGGGCCGGGCCAUGCCCGGGCUCUGGGAGCACCCCGAGGCUGCCACCACAGGCUGCCGGCCCCGGCACCGCUCCUCUUCCUCCUCCUCUUCCUCCUCCUCCUCCUCCUCCGGCCGCCGCGCCAUGGUGUGAGCCCCGGGGACCCUGCGGGACCCCCAGCGAGCUCGGAGCCCCUCCGGGAGGCACCCCCUUCCCCCUCUCCUCGGCUCCUUCCCUCCCUUUCCUCCCCUCCUUCCCUUCCUUUCCCUUCCCCGCCUGCCUUCACCUCCCUCUCCCCCCCCCCUCCUCCUCCUCCUCCCACCACCCAUCCAUCUAUCCAUCAUCCCCCCGCCAACCCCUCCCAAUGCUGGAGAGUUUCAACCCGGCGGGGCUGGGGUGAAGAAGAAGGGAAGGGCAGGAGAUAAAAGAAAAAAGGAAAAAAAAAAAAAAAAAAAGAAACAAAAAAACCCAAAAUAAGAAGAGGAGCCCCGCGCCAUUCACGGCUUUUUUUAUUUUCGGGGAGGAGAGGAGGAAAGAAGAAGGGAGGGGGGGGGGCGCCGCUGUUAUUUAACGCCGAGAGGAAACAACAAAAAAAAAUAAAAGAAAAACAAGGAAAAGAAAAGGAAGAGACGGGAAAAUGGCGAACGAUUCUCCUGCGAAAAGUCUGGUGGAUAUCGACCUGUCCUCCCUGCGGGACCCCGCCGGGAUUUUCGAGCUGGUGGAAGUGGUUGGCAAUGGCACGUACGGGCAAGUCUACAAGGGUCGACAUGUCAAGACGGGUCAGCUGGCAGCCAUCAAAGUCAUGGACGUGACUGAGGAUGAAGAAGAAGAAAUCAAACUGGAGAUUAAUAUGCUAAAGAAGUAUUCUCAUCACAGAAAUAUUGCAACUUAUUAUGGUGCUUUCAUUAAGAAAAGUCCUCCAGGACAUGAUGACCAACUGUGGCUUGUUAUGGAGUUUUGUGGAGCAGGCUCUAUCACAGACCUCGUGAAGAACACGAAAGGGAAUACUCUGAAAGAAGACUGGAUAGCGUACAUCUCCAGGGAGAUUCUCAGGGGGUUGGCACAUCUUCAUGCCCACCAUGUGAUUCACAGGGAUAUCAAAGGGCAGAACGUGUUGUUAACAGAGAACGCAGAAGUGAAACUUGUGGAUUUUGGUGUGAGUGCUCAGCUGGACAGGACAGUUGGCAGGAGAAACACUUUCAUUGGAACUCCGUACUGGAUGGCUCCAGAAGUUAUUGCCUGUGAUGAAAAUCCAGAUGCUACAUACGAUUACAGAAGCGACCUCUGGUCUUGCGGCAUUACAGCCAUCGAGAUGGCAGAAGGAGCUCCCCCGCUUUGUGACAUGCAUCCCAUGAGGGCGCUCUUUCUGAUACCCAGAAACCCUCCCCCACGGUUAAAAUCCAAGAAAUGGUCAAAGAAGUUUUUCAGCUUUAUAGAAGGCUGUCUAGUGAAGAAUUACAUGCAGAGACCUUCUACAGAACAACUGUUGAAACAUCCGUUUAUACGUGACCAACCAAAUGAAAGGCAAGUUCGAAUCCAGCUUAAGGACCAUAUAGACAGGACCAGGAAGAAGAGAGGAGAAAAAGAUGAGACGGAGUAUGAAUAUAGUGGAAGUGAGGAAGAAGAGGAGGAAGUGCCUGAACAAGAAGGAGAGCCAAGUUCCAUUGUCAAUGUGCCUGGAGAAUCAACCCUCCGACGUGAUUUCCUGAGGCUGCAGCAGGAAAACAAGGAACGGUCCGAGGCCCUUCGGAGGCAGCAGCUGCUGCAGGAGCAGCAGCUCCGUGAGCAGGAGGAGUACAAGAGGCAGCUGCUGGCAGAGAGGCAGAAACGCAUCGAGCAGCAAAAGGAGCAAAGGAGACGGCUGGAAGAGCAACAAAGAAGAGAACGGGAAGCUCGGAGGCAACAGGAGCGUGAGCAAAGGCGGAGGGAACAGGAAGAAAAAAGACGUCUGGAAGAAAUGGAGAGGAGACGUAAGGAGGAGGAAGAGAGAAGAAGAGCAGAGGAGGAAAAGAGGAGGGUAGAAAGGGAGCAGGAGUAUAUCAGGCGACAGCUAGAAGAGGAGCAGCGGCACUUGGAAAUUCUACAGCAGCAGCUGCUCCAGGAGCAGGCCAUGUUACUGGAAUACAGAUGGCGAGAGAUGGAGGAGCAUCGACAGGCAGAGCGACUCCAGCGCCAGUUGCAGCAGGAGCAAGCCUACCUCCUGUCGCUGCAGCACGAUCACAGGAGGCAGCAGCAGCAGCAACAGCAGCAGCAGCAACAACAGCAGCAGCAGCAGCAGCAACAGCAGCAGCAAGAAAGAAAUAAGCAAAGCUAUCAUACCCCUGAGCCAAAACCCCACUAUGAGCCUGCUGAAAGAGCGCGUGAGGUGGAGGAGAGAUUUAGAAAAACGAAUCAGGGCUCCCCUGAAGCACAGUCAAAGCAGAUGGGCAAAGUGUUGGAGCCACCAGUGCCUUCAAGAUCAGAGUCCUUUUCCAAUGGAAACUCAGAACCUGCUCAGCCUGCCCUGCAGAGGCCAAUGGAGCCCCAAGUACAGUGGUCCCAUCUGGCAUCUCUCAAGAACAAUGUUUCCCCUGUCUCGCGAUCCCAUUCCUUCAGUGACCCUUCUCCCAAAUUUGCUCAUCACCAUCUUCGUUCCCAGGACCCAUAUCCACCUUCACGCAGUGAAGUGCUAAAUCAGAGUUCUGACUCUAAGUCGGAGGUACCCGACCCCACCCAAAAGGCUUGGGCUAGAUCAGACAGUGACGAGGUGCCUCCAAGGGUACCUGUGAGAACAACGUCCCGAUCACCAGUCCUGUCUCGUCGUGAUUCUCCACUGCAGGGCAGUGGGCAGCAAAAUAACCAAGCAGGUCAAAGAAACUCCACGAGCAAUAUAGAGCCUCGUCUGCUGUGGGAAAGGGUGGAGAAGCUCGUACCAAGGCCAGGCAGUGGCAGCUCUUCGGGUUCAAGCAACUCUGGCUCCCAGCCUGGCUCUCACCCCGGCUCUCAGAGUGGGUCUGGAGAGCGGUUCCGGAUGAGAUCAUCAUCCAAAUCAGAGGGUUCGCCAUCACAGCGUCAUGAAAGUGCACCUAAAAAGCCUGAAGAGAAAAAGGAAGUCUUCAGACCUAUCAAGCCUGCUGGAGAAGUGGAUUUAACUGCAUUGGCAAAGGAAUUGCGAGCAGUAGAGGAUGUGCGGCCUCCACAUAAGGUGACGGAUUAUUCGUCCUCAAGUGAGGAGUCAGGGACAACGGAUGAGGAAGAUGAUGAUAUGGAACAAGAAGGAGCAGAUGAAUCUACUUCUGGACCAGACGAUGUCCGAGCAGUGUCAACACUGAACUUGAGCAAUGGUGAAACAGAGUCAGUGAAAACCAUGAUCGUCCACGACGAUGUAGAGAGCGAACCUGCCUUGACUCCUUCUAAGGAGGGCACCUUAAUUGUCCGACAGAGUACAGUUGACAAAAAGCGUGCCAGCCAUCAUGAGAGCAAUGGCUUUGCCGGUCGCAUUCACCUCUUGCCAGAUCUCUUACAGCAAAGCCAUUCCUCCUCCACUUCCUCCACCUCCUCCUCCCCAUCCUCCAGCCAGCCGACACCCACCAUGUCCCCACAGACACCCCAGGACAAGCUAACUACUAAUGAGACUCAGUCCGCUAGUAACACACUCCAGAAACACAAAUCUUCCUCCUCCUUUACACCUUUUAUAGACCCCAGAUUACUACAGAUUUCUCCAUCUAGUGGGACAACUGUGACUUCUGUGGUAGGAUUUUCUAGUGAAGCAAUGAGAUCAGAGGCAAUAAGGCAAGACCCAACGCGGAAAGGAUCAGUUGUCAAUGUGAAUCCUACAAAUACGCGACCACAGAGCGAUACCCCAGAGAUUCGCAAAUACAAGAAGAGAUUCAAUUCUGAGAUACUGUGCGCUGCCUUAUGGGGAGUGAACUUGUUAGUGGGCACUGAAAGUGGUCUGAUGCUGCUAGACAGAAGUGGUCAGGGGAAGGUUUAUCCGCUCAUCAAUCGAAGAAGAUUCCAGCAAAUGGAUGUACUUGAAGGGCUGAAUGUCUUGGUGACAAUUUCUGGUAAGAAGAACAAGUUGCGAGUGUACUAUUUGUCCUGGUUAAGAAAUAAAAUCCUUCACAAUGAUCCCGAAGUUGAGAAGAAACAGGGUUGGACGACGGUGGGCGACUUGGAAGGCUGUGUGCACUAUAAAGUUGUAAAAUAUGAAAGAAUCAAAUUCUUGGUAAUUGCAUUGAAGAGUUCUGUGGAAGUCUAUGCAUGGGCACCAAAGCCAUACCACAAAUUUAUGGCCUUUAAGUCAUUUGGGGAAUUGGUACAUAAGCCAUUGCUGGUGGAUCUAACAGUAGAAGAAGGUCAGAGACUAAAAGUGAUCUAUGGCUCCUGUGCUGGCUUCCAUGCCGUUGAUGUGGAUUCGGGAUCAGUCUAUGACAUUUAUCUACCAACACAUAUCCAGAGCAGUAUCCAACCUCAUGCAAUCAUAAUUCUCCCGAAUACGGAUGGAAUGGAGCUACUGGUCUGCUAUGAGGAUGAAGGAGUUUAUGUAAACACAUAUGGAAGGAUCACCAAGGACGUGGUUCUGCAGUGGGGAGAGAUGCCAACUUCAGUUGCGUAUAUUCGAUCCAAUCAGAUUAUGGGCUGGGGAGAAAAAGCGAUCGAAAUACGAUCAGUGGAAACUGGACACUUGGACGGUGUGUUCAUGCACAAAAGGGCACAGAGACUCAAGUUCUUAUGUGAACGCAACGACAAGGUCUUCUUUGCCUCCGUGCGGUCAGGUGGAAGCAGUCAAGUCUAUUUCAUGACCCUUGGCAGGACUUCUCUUCUGAGCUGGUAGAAGCAGUGAGCUGUGGUGAGGGAUUGCUGACAUCCAGAGUCUGAGAUCUUCAUAACUCGGAAUUAUUUUCAACUGGAGUACAGACCUGCACUAAUGCAGCAGCACUCUGUGUAAAUGUGUGUGCAGGCAUCACUGGUGUUAGGUUUCUUUUUGUUUUUCAACUGAGGCUGCAAGGCAGCUGGUGCUGUAAAGAUAUUGCCAUCAGGUGCUACAAAGUCUUUGAGGUUUGGGAUCAUGCUAGAAAGCUACAGGUCUUUUUUUCCCUUCAGCUCCAGGAUUCCUAGGCUUUGAAGGACUCUGUUUGUUAGUGUGGAAACAGAGGGGGAAAAAAAAAAGGAAAAAUAAACACAGACUUAUCAUGAACAUGCUGUUGAGUGGACAGGAGGCAGGCAAGAGAAGGUGAGAAGUGGUGUAGAGAGUCAGACUGGCUGAAACAGAGGGCAGAUCUAGUCUAUCUAGUAAUGUUAACAAUGUAUUUAAUUGACAUUUCUUUUUUGUAAUGUGACAAUAUGUGGACAAAGAGGAAGGUGCAGGUUUUAAGAAGUUAAUAUUUAUAAAAUGUGAAAGACACAGUGACUAGGAUAACUUCUUCUUGGGGACAGGGAGGGUGGGAAGGGGUUGGGGUGGAAUUCUUGAUUAUUUUUUUGUUUUGUUUCUGCAGUUUUAUUUUGGCCUCGCCAAUAACUUUUAGUCAUUUUCUGUGUACCAGGUAUUGCCUGAAACAUGUGCAGAUGAUAAAAAAAAAAGGAAAAAGGAAAAAAAAAAGAAAAAAUCAACAACGAAAAAUAAAGAAAAAAAAAACAUUCAUUUUCUAUAAUGAUUCUGUGUUAGGCCAGAACUUGGUUAUGUCACAGUAUUAGCACUGCCUCAGUUAAAGGUUUAAUUUUUGUUUAAACCUAGAAGUGCAACAACAGUUUUACCACAGUCUGCACUCGCAGAACUAAAAAAAAAAAAAAAAAAAAAAAAAAGAAAUAAAAUCCAAACUACAUAUGUUUAUUUUUUGUGCCUACCUCAUUGUUUUUAAUGCAUAAAAUAAAAGAGGUGGUUUAGUUUAUACGUUUUUAGAUGAAAACCAUUAAUGUCUAAUUUAAUCUUAAUACCAAAACUACCAGAUCGAAAGGUUUCUGACUGUUAUCGUGUAGCAAGUUUCAGCAGGAGGAGAGAGUGGUCCAUUGGGGCAAUAGUGGUAGCGUUAUGGCAGUGAGACACUGAUUAAUGUAAUUUGCUUACUAAAUUUGGAAAGCAAGCAUUUUUUGGAACCAAUUUCAUCCUUACUAGAAGUCCGAAUUUAGCCUAAAACCGGAGGUUUCACUCUUCUAACACGUGGGCUUAGUAACAGGCAGGUAAAAUAACUAGGCUAGUUCUAUAAACUGUUAAAUGUUGUAGGAAACGUUUUGGGGCGGUGAUGUUUUUCUUUUUUAAGAAUGCAAUGCACUAAAACUCUUUUAAGAAUGUAGUUAAUACUGCUUAUUCAUAAAAAAACAGCGUAUACCUGUGUUUAGAUGUAAGAUCCCAGCUCUGGCUUUUUUCUUUCUUUUUUUUUUUUUGUUUGUUUGUUUUGUUUUUAAGUCAGUUUUAUUUUAUGAAUAAGUUCUGACAUUUGUAAUAAAUGUCUUGAGAGUAAUAAUUUGUUUAAUGGCUACAUGUUCAUUACUUGAGAAACCUUGAGUGUAUAAUAAUCUGUUGGUGAUGUAAUAAUGCACAGUGUCAUGAUUCAGCCAUCUUUUUGUUUGGUUUUUACUUUUUUUUUUUUUAAUUAUUAUUAUUAUUAUUCCUUCGGUGGGGUACUUUGUUGACAGCUGCCUUAAGCUGUUCAUUCAGUGAACAGGCUCUCAGUGUUUCACGGGCUUUGUCUUCUGCUGCGUUUAACUUUCCCUCACGGCGUGACAGGUAGGGCUUUUUAAACACGUCUUCUUCAGUCAGACUCGACCGUUCGAGUGACUGGUCGGUGGGCAGCCGAGAGCACGAGCUGUGCAGAGCUGAGACUCGACCGACCCUUCUUGUGGGAUCCAAUCCGACUGCUGUAAACCCUGCAAACCCAAGCAGCGCUUCUGCUGAAGACUCUCCUGUGAACAUCACAGACAGUUUUGAGAGUGAGUGGUCAAUGCAUACCACAAGUGCAUGUACACACACACACACAGACACGCUCACACACCCCACACACCAAAAGAAUCAAAACUCAAGAAAGCCUUACAUUUGCUGGCAGAGGAGGACCUAGAAAUAUUUUUUUUAACCGUAUGACUUUUGGAUAGCGUUGAAGGUGAAGGAUGUGUUCUUUUCAUGCCUGGCACGCUCAGCCAGAAGAACGAUCAACUCUUUUUUUGUACUAUAAUGAACUAAAGGGGGACUUGGAGAAGCGACGUGGGUGUAAUCACACAGCGGCCCCGUAGUGUAGCUUCCCGAAGCUGGUUUGAUCAAAUGCCAGUCUGCGUGAUUUAAUUCUUCCAGCGCUAUGCGGUCCAAAAUCAAGUUAGUCCUUGAAAGCCGAUGCUAUUCUCCCAGAGGAAGAUGCUCCAGUACUGUAGGGAUUCCCAGGUCACGGAUACGUGCUGUUGAAGUUUGGAGGCUCCUGGGGGGGAAACUCCUCCGGGCUGGCUGCUCGCGCCGCAGCCUUCGCCUCCGCAGAAGUGCCAGGACAGCAACAUGGCAAGGUAAAAACAGUAUUACAAAACCACUACAUAUACAGACAUCGAACUCUUCAAACAGUGCUUUUGUAAGCAAAGAAGAAAAGAAAAAGCUCCUAGAUUUAGUUUUAAGCUUUAAUAAGUAAUAAUUUUCUGUAUCUUUAAGUCAAAGUAACCCUAACUUGUAUGACUGCAGUGUUUUUAUUUUUUAUCUUAUGCACAUGUUAUGUUGGAGAAAAUGUUUACAAAAAUGGUUUUGUUACACUAAUGUGCAUCACAUAUUUAUGGUUUAUUUGAAAGUGAUUUUUGUGGGUUUUUUAGUUUUUCAUAGUAGUAGUACACUUUUUGUGAUUUAUAACCCCAAACUCUGCUGAUUAUAAAGAUGCUAAACAAUAAUACAAAAUGACAAACUGCAUUAAAAUUACUAAUCGUAGAGCUGCAAAGCAGACUGGUGACAAGUAAAACACUCAGCCUUUUUUUUGCAGUGCUAUCUAACUUGUCUUCUGUGUAUUAUGGAAAUUACUGUUUUUUCCCCGUUUUUCCUUAAAUAAAGUCAAAUUGACACCUA
This is a messenger RNA of Anas platyrhynchos (mallard), 8186 nucleotides long. Lineage: Eukaryota; Metazoa; Chordata; Aves; Anseriformes; Anatidae. The record is from RefSeq and is a predicted model, not a curated record.